This is a messenger RNA of Bacillus rossius redtenbacheri, 2335 nucleotides long. Its product is annotated as sentrin-specific protease 1-like. The coding region runs from base 399 to 2018 and encodes 539 amino acids. The record is from RefSeq and is a predicted model, not a curated record. Lineage: Eukaryota; Metazoa; Arthropoda; Insecta; Phasmatodea; Bacillidae. Gene Ontology annotation, molecular function: deSUMOylase activity. Gene Ontology annotation, cellular component: nucleus. The transcript has 14 exons. Gene Ontology annotation, biological process: proteolysis; protein desumoylation.
CGGGUCUGUGCAAUAUAGAAUGUACAUCAUAGGCUUCCCGUAACUUUGAUUCUUCUUCUCGACGCUUUUGGUGUUAAAUUAAGAAAUGAAUAGAAUUGUUCUGUGUAAAUACUUGUUAUUUUUCAUGCGAAAAAUAACGAAAGGGCGAUAUUUAAUACAAUUAUUGUAGGUUGAGCUUUAUUGCGUACUCUUGUUGACCGAGUUCAAGUUUGUGUCGUUAUGUUGGAGUCGGUAAAUAGUGCCGCUCACCGUGUGUCUUAACAACAUUACUGAAAGCGUGAAUGAAAGUUGUGCCGUCUAUUUUGAAAGAUAUGGUUGUGGCGGUCUUCAUUUUGUAGUUAGAAAUCGCGUGCAAUGGGUUACCAUAAAUAACAAAUAUAAUUUGUGUAGUGUAAACAAUGUUGCCAUGGUUUGCGUGUUUAGGUUUUACUAGUUUUAAGAAAAUGUUGUCUUCAAUCAAAAACUUUUUCAUGAAAUUAUUUUCCAGAGGCGUGGAAGAUUCUUCACGUCAAAAUUUACAAUUAAAACGAAGAUUGGAUGACUGCAAAAAUGGGAUGCCGGUAAAGUUGGCAAAGUUCGAGACACCGGUCACCUCGCAGCCUAGCAGAUCUCGGAGAACACCUCUAACAUCCAACAACUGGAAUUCUGCCGGUUCAGAAAUGGCCGACGAGGUGAACGCGAGUGCGGGGAGGAGGCUCUUGAACGCCGGCCAGGAGUGUCCGGUGGUCACCUUGCCCGAGAGUGACCCUGAGAACGAUGACGACGUACAGGUGCUGCGAGUGUACGAGUCGUUGGAGAGUAGAGCGGCACGCCAGCGAAAUGUGACCUACGGAAGCAAGUCUCGUCUGGAUCUCAGGCGAAUCGGCAGGCUCGGCUUGAGGACGAAGGCCGGCAGACGUACGUCCACCCUGGAUCAGGCGGAGGACCUCGACCAACAUCGGAGGUACAAGGCCCUGCUUCACGAGAGUUCCGCUUUCCAGAACUCCGGGUACAGGAACGACUCUCUGCUGGAGCCCGCUUCCGGAACUGACUCAAGUCUGCAAGUCAAGAGAGCGGAACCAGACCUGAAUGAGUUCAGCUUAUCCGACGCUGAUUUUCCCAGCUCUGGAAGUGCAGAAAUGAUAAUGCUGAGUGCUCAACACACAACUAAUUGGAUUACGAAUCUGGAGGAGAAGCGGAGAAGGAGCUUCAGGGAGGAGAUGACGAAGGCGGAGAAGACGCGGGAGCUGGCCCAGCGCCUGCACAAGCACAACGAGAAGAUGGUGCAGGAGGUGGAGAAGAAGCAGUGGGACCUGAGGUCGGCGUUCGAGAUCUUCAAGAUUGAGGAGGAGUCCCGCGCCCUGCCGACCCUCACCCCGCAGAUGGAGGAAGUGGUGAGGAGAGCUCUCGUCUCCCACCCAGAAAACGAGAAGAUGGUCUCCGCAUCGAAGAUCACCAUCACACGCAAAGACAUCAACACGUUGCGUGGCUUAAACUGGCUCAACGAUGAGGUAAUCAACUGCUACAUGGAACUCAUCAAGGAAAGGAGUAGUUCUUCGAAUGGGAAGUACCCCAAAGUCUUCACGUUCAACACGUUCUUCUACUCGAAUCUCUGCUCGCGAGGAAACGCUUUCUUGAAACGCUGGAACAGGAAGGUGGACUUAUUUGCGUACGACAUGAUUCUGGCACCGAUCCACGAGGGUGUACACUGGUGCAUGGUGCAGAUUGAUUUCCGCUCAAAGAGGAUGCUUUAUCUCGAUAGCAUGGGAGGAAAGAAUAAGAGGUGUCUGGAGCUCUUCCUGGGGUACUUUACCUUUGAAAGCAAAGAAAGGAAUGUUCCAUUCAACCCUGACGAAUGGAGGCUGGAAUUUGGACAGGACAAUCCGAAGCAGACAAAUGGGUGUGACUGCGGGGUAUUCUCGUGCAUGUACGCAGAGUUCUUGAGCAGGGACGCUAAGUUCAUGUUCGACCAGUCAGACAUGCCGUUCCUGCGGCGGAAGAUGGUUUACGAACUGCUGCAUGGUCUCCUGCCCAUUUGAGCUUCGUCGCCGGUUGUGCGGAAUGUUUUUUUUAAAUUUGCAGUUUUCCUCCGGCGACACUAUCGUGUUUGAUAUGACUGAGUGGGUUAUUAUUUAUUUUUUUUAUCUGGCUUAUUUACUAUUCACGAUGUUUGUGUUGAAUUUUGUCCGUGUGUUUCAGUUUGUUGUUCUGCUAGAGGAAUUGGGAUGUUUUGCAAAACUUUUACUUGUAUGUUCAUUCCUCUGGUGGAGAGAUGUUUAUGAUUUGUUUGGGAACAGUACUCUAUCUGUGUAUAUAAACUUUUUGUUCAGAGGCAUAAAUUUUGUGUAUGCAAUAA